Molecule: messenger RNA, 3234 nt
Organism: Coccinella septempunctata (seven-spotted ladybird)
Lineage: Eukaryota; Metazoa; Arthropoda; Insecta; Coleoptera; Coccinellidae
Exons: 5
Coding region: 488-2383 (631 amino acids)
Source: RefSeq, a predicted model, not a curated record
UACGGAAAAUGAAUCAUGUAGGUAUAGAUGUGUUCCAGCAUAAUGCUAACAAAUGACCUAGAUGAGAAAUAUAAAUUUCAAUGUCCACAUCGAUAUUUUUUAUUAUCGACAAGCGUGCAUCUAAAACAUGUAAACAAGUCUACAUUGAUUUAUUGUAGGGACGGAAUUUCACCCCUUAACACCGCCUACGCAGUUUUGGGAUCUGCCAAUCUCUUUCAUCUUGAUGUAAAACCGUUAAUACUGAAAAAUAUUAAUUAUGGAGAGGGUUCGAAAAGAUCCGGAAUCUCUGGAAUUUUUCGAUUCGCCAGACCGACUAUUGUGGGGUAUAUUGACCGAAAAGAAGACGGGAAUGCGCAUGUGCUCUGCUAUCAGCUCCUCUACUCCUAUAUUAGGGAGCUUCAUUCAUCAGAAAUCCACAUUAUAAAUCAGAUAUAAUAUAAACUUGAUUGAAAUUUCUGUUGUCUUGAAGGUCCAUCCACACCGGAGCAUGGAGAUAAGUGUUCUCUAUGCGUUGUGGAUUUUCUUUGGGAUAUAUGGAGUGAUUGCUCAAGGAGAUUCCUUGAGAAGUGCCCUGAACGCAGUCGACAGGAGACAGCGCUAUUUCUACGAUAACCCGAUAAUCUAUCCACAUGAAAAUUCUGCGGAACUGAGUUAUUUGCCAGAUUCAGAGUCUAUUGGAGGAAAUGAUCUGCUCGACUAUUUCUCCGAAGAUGAUAACGAGGUUGGCAAGCAGAUAUCUUCUUCGUUCAGAGAAAGACAGGGUGAUCGCGAAAAACAACUCGAAGAACUUUCUCAACGUGUACUUUCCAACUUAGAAGGGGAUGAUUCUUUCGAGAAUUCCAUUUACCGUAUGCAAGAUCCAUGGAGGAAGUACAGAAAUGAUUAUUACGCCAGAAAUGAUAGAAUACACAACAGGAAGAGACAAUUUUACCCAGAAUUCGGUUACGACAGUAUAGGACUGAGGAAACGAGAUAAAUACGCUCCUUCAGAAUAUACAAGCGAGUACAAUGAUCCCUACAAUAUGAAUAAUGAAGAUUACCCAAGUGAAUAUAUGGAUACUUUCGGUUACGCCAAGAGAGCGGCUGCUUUAGGUGAUUACGGAAAUCGUUACGAAAAUAUUCGUCCGAACUAUUGGUCCAACGUCAGACAUAUCCCUGUUACAAAACGGAGUAGCGAGUAUCCUAAGAGCACGAAAAACAAAAAGCAACAGUCAACCGGAAAAACAGAUCCCAAGGUCGAAAAAGAUUUGAGCAGUGUCUUCGCAGGACCGGAUAAGAAAAAAACUCAAAAAUAUCCGAAAAAAACUGAUGAGGUCAAGAAAGAGCAGAAAGUGCCUGAUGAUAAAUCGAAAACUAACGAUUCAAAAGCAAAAUCUGAAACGCAGAAUAAUACCAAGAAAACCACCGAGGAGAUUGCAAGCGAAAAACCUAUACAAAUUUCAAAGAAAUCUAUUGACUGGUCCGACUAUUUCGGCUUGGAUCGACGCAAGAAGAACAAAGAUUUCGACAAGGAAUGGGUCAUGGAUAGAUACCACAAAGCCAUCGCUGCUUCGAAAAAGAAUGCUGAAUAUCCCCUUCAAAUGUUCCGUGACCACGACGGCAUCAAGACACCCAAGAGGGGAAAGAACGAAUAUGAUGAUCUCAAACUGGAAAAUAUGGAUCGCAAAUUGAAAAGUAUCGAAGACGAAAUCGUUGAUGACGCUUUAAAGUACACCGGAGCAAACGAAGGGGUCACAGAUCCUAAGGACAUCGCAGAAGUGGAAGAUGGAAUCAUUUCUAGAUUGGCCAAGGCAUACAGUAUCGAAAAAAUGAGAAGGGCCUUAGGCGAAUAUAAGAUGCUCGUCGAUAAGGAACGUGAGAAAUUAAGGAGGCAAGAAGAAGAAGACGUGGAAGAUGAGACAUUUUCCGAGGAGAAACGAGUUUCAGUACCCAGGAAACAGGCUGUAGAUCCUAAUAAGGAUGACAAGGUGGAAGAUAAUCAUAUCAAAUGCGCGCAAGGUAAUGCUGACUGUGAUGAGGAAAAUUACAAAACUCCGAUAGAGGUCAUCCAGCAGAUGAACUAUGAAAUGGGAGGCUGCCCAAAAAUCCAGCGCGAUUGUAGACAAGUUUCAGCUCUGCUUGGACAAUAUGCUAAGGUGUUCGAAGAAGCUUGCAACCUCCAUCAAAUGUGUCUUCUUUGUGGAAAUAACAAUUGGUAUCCAGCAACCAGACAAUGUAAUAUCCUUUAUCUUAGCAAGGUUUACGAUAUGUGCGAGGGCAAAUCGGAAUGUCAGAAGGAGAUGCAAAAAUCCGUACGCUACUUGAUGAAUAUCAAUAGGAAUAUUCGCGAUAAUCCCUCUGGAAACUGCAAUCUUGUAUGUCCCGAUGGUCCAGAUGGCGCAUAAAACCAAACAAAGAACCCUGGCUGUCAUUGUGUUGGGUGCUGACGAUCGCACAGAACAUUGAAGAUUUUCGAGAGAUGAUAAAUAAAAUUUCCUGUCAUGUCGUUUUGUUUUCAGCGUCAAUACCAAAUUUUGAACAUUUCAAUUAAUUUCCGAUCCACAGCAAAACGUUAUACAAUUGUUUCGGAUGGUCUUGUGGUCUUCAGCACAAGCAUAGCAAGAUGAUUUUGAUGACUAGUUUCCUCAAGCAUACUCACACGAUGUAUUGAAUGUUUUAAAAUAGUAAAUGUUACUUCAGGAAGUAAAAUCCAGAAGUUUGUUGUUAACUUAUUCAUGUUUGGAUUUCAUCGAGAAUAUCUGAUGACUGUCUCAACUGAAAAGUACUGAGCAUAAACCUAGAUGUCUAUCAGUAAUUUAACGUCAAAUACGUAUAUUUCUGAAUAGCAAGUGUCUUUUCGAACUUUCGAAUUUUUGACACGAUUCCGUCAUUUGUAUUCGAUACAAGGAAUUUUUUGAAAUGUUGUACCUUUAUGAAAAAUGUAUAAAAAUUAAAUCUCACAAAGACCGUUAGAACACAAAAGCAAGUGUUAUUCCCCAAGAAUUGUUCAACAACGCCCAACAUCGUGUUAUACUCAUGGGAGUUUGGAGAAUGGAAGUGAUACGCAACAACGUAUUCUCCUUCAAGGCAAUUGACAAUAAAUUGGGCACAGGCGUCAUCUUGAAGUUCGUAUAUUGACAUCAACGUUUCUUCAGUUGAAUAUCCAAACUCCUGGACUGGAUGUACUUGUAUCUCCUCUCUGACGGAUGUUUCGAAUACAUUGUACUGACUAUCUCAAUAUAUUUUAAUUAUUGUA